AUGUCAACGUUUUUGUCGAAGUUGUACUUCCAAGCGCUGGCGCUGCUUUGCCUAAAUGGAGAAAAAGUGAAAAGUCCAAAGAGAGAGGAAAAUGGAUUAUUGGCUUUGCCUCCAGUUGAGGUGUCUGUACAGCCUGCGCCCGCGCCCCACAGCAGCAGCAGCAGCAGCAGCAGCAGCAGCAGCAGCAGGCGCAAGCGCGGGCUGCUCGGGUGUACAGACAACUGCCCCCUCUCCAAAGCCAUCGCCGGACUCAGUGCUGCCUUUUUAGUCAUUAUUAUUAUAAUAGCAUUAAAUCGGCGGCGCUCGAAGAGCAGCAGCAGCAAGGCUGCGCUGCAGCAGCCAGCAGCAGCAGCAGCGGCGCAGCAGCAGCAGCAGCAGCAGCAAAACGCAGUCGACGACGCAGCAGCUAGCUGGUACUUCCAACCCCCAAAACACUGGAGGGAAAUUGAAAAGGCAACUACAGAGUCGGAGGGGUGGGCAGCAGCUCUAGCGGACUCAAACAACUAG
This is a messenger RNA of Eimeria tenella, 507 nucleotides long. RefSeq lists its product as uncharacterized. The record is from RefSeq and is a predicted model, not a curated record. Bases 1 to 507 code for a protein of 168 amino acids. NCBI's taxonomy places the organism in Eukaryota, Apicomplexa, Conoidasida, Eucoccidiorida, Eimeriidae. The transcript has a single exon.